Messenger RNA from Cottoperca gobio, 1083 nucleotides. It is a transcript of the gene ppib, whose product is annotated as peptidylprolyl isomerase B (cyclophilin B). Bases 130 to 780 code for a protein of 216 amino acids. Gene Ontology annotation, biological process: protein folding; protein peptidyl-prolyl isomerization. The transcript is spliced from 5 exons. Gene Ontology annotation, cellular component: cytoplasm; intracellular membrane-bounded organelle. Lineage: Eukaryota; Metazoa; Chordata; Actinopteri; Perciformes; Bovichtidae. The record is from RefSeq and is a predicted model, not a curated record. Gene Ontology annotation, molecular function: peptidyl-prolyl cis-trans isomerase activity; cyclosporin A binding.
GCAGAGCAGCCUGGAGCAGCAGCGGCCGCCGCGGCAGUCUCCACCCCGGAUACCAUACUCCUUCCCCCCGGCUCAUAUAAAGGUAGCAAGACUAACAAGCCGUCUUCGGGCUGCUCUUUUUUCUCGUUGAUGGUUAGACUCUGCGAGAGAAGGAUGAAGUUCCUUGUAGCUGUUACAAUUAUUGUGGGGUCACUGAUUUUCCUUGCUUUUCCAAAUGGCUCAUCUGCGGACGAGAAGAAGAAAGGCCCCAAAGUAACAGCAAAGGUGUUUUUUGACAUGCAAGUUGGAGAUGAAAAAGUUGGAAGAAUUGUCAUCGGAGUUUUUGGGAAAACUGUUCCCAAAACAGCCGACAAUUUUAUCUCUUUGGCGACCGGAGUGAAAGGAUUCGGUUACAAAGGCAGCAAAUUCCACAGAGUCAUCAAGGAAUUUAUGAUCCAGGGUGGAGACUUCACUAAGGGAGACGGCACUGGAGGCAAGAGCAUCUAUGGAGACCGUUUCCCCGAUGAGAACUUCAAGCUGAAGCAUUACGGCGCUGGCUGGCUCAGCAUGGCCAACGCCGGCAAAGAUACAAACGGCUCUCAGUUCUUCAUCACGACCAUUCAGACGCCGUGGUUGGACGGCAAACACGUCGUCUUUGGAAAAAUUCUGGAGGGGAUGGAUGUGGUGAAGAGGAUCGAGGCCACAAAGACAGACGGUCGUGAUAAGCCUCUUCAGGAUGUCAUGAUCCACGAUUGUGGCACAAUCGAGGUGGAGAAGCCAUUCGCAGUGGCCAAGGAGUAGAGCGCUGCUGUGGGAGGCCAGGGAGAACAGGGAGAACAGGAGAACAGGACUGAGGGGAUUUUUUGGGGGAAUCAUGCGGGCCACCUUGUUUUAUCACUAGCCGCCCUGUGGUCCUGGAGAAAGGGCUUUUCGGGUCAUUCGGUUUCCGUGGCUGCGGUCUUAAAGCACCAGAAGAGCAGCGAGCAAUCAUGACGCCACAUUGGGUCCUUUUACCAACGAGCAUUCCAAGGUGCAAUUUAACUGUUCGUUGUUGUUUUUGUAAAAAAAAUGAAAUCUGAAAUAAAGGUUUCAAUUUUUGUUAAA